This is a messenger RNA of Funneliformis caledonium, 1809 nucleotides long. The record is from the annotation of a GenBank genome assembly. Lineage: Eukaryota; Fungi; Glomeromycota; Glomeromycetes; Glomerales; Glomeraceae.
AUGAACUCUUUACGCACGGCAUUAUUUCGAUACGCGUCAUUUCCUUCUUCUAUCCACCUAUAUCAACAACCUCUUUCAGCCGCAUAUGCCACGCUUAAUCAAGUAAUGCGUGGUAUACGAAAGUCUAAAGUCAAAUUGUCAAAAUCACCCGCUCUGGAAGGAAGUUUUCAAAAGAAGGGAAUUUGUAACAAAGUUUACACAACAAAACCAAAGAAACCCAAUUCUGCCGUACGUAAAGUGGCUCGUGUUAAGCUUUCCACGGGAAAAUUCGUAACGGCUUAUAUACCAGGAGAAGGUCAUAACUUGAGUGAACAUAGUGUUGUUCUUGUUCGAGGCGGGCGUGUUAAAGAUUUACCUGGUGUUCGAUAUCAUCUUAUUAGGGGAGCUUAUGAUUUCACUGGUGUACCAAAUAGAGCCUCUUCUCGCUCAAAGUAUGGGACUAAGAAGCCAAAACUAAAUUAUAUCAAAUAUAAAAGGAAUCUAAAAAAUUUUGGGCUAGUACUUUUAAUAUUUAUAAUGUCAAGUUUAGUAAAACCUUCAAUUCUUUCACUUUCUCCAAAAAGUUUUAUUUCUGUUCUUAGAUCUCACGGAAUUACUAAAUUUCAUGCAUAUUUUAAUCGAAAUACCGGAAAAACUGUAGCAUCUCAUCCCAUUCUACAACCUAUUGGAGACUAUUUUACUCAAGAGGGAAUUGAUUUCGAUAAACAUGAAGGAAUUUUCGGACAGAUCGGGUAUAAAUCUGGAGUACUGCAGGGAGCAUUUGUUCAUAGAACUUGUCGAGGUGCUGCGGCAGGUGGUACGCGAAAUUGGAGUUAUGAUAGCAUAGAAGAUUGGUUCCGUGAUGGAAUUCGGUUGUCCAGAGCAAUGACACAUAAAAAUGCUCUCGCUGAAUUAUGGUGGGGAGGCGGAAAAGGAAUAAUUGCUAGAAACUCUGGAGUUGCAUUUGAGGAAGGGGCUUCAUCCUUACAACGUCGUUUAGUCUUUGAAGAAUAUGGUUCUUUUAUUAGUUCAUUGAAAGGUUGUUAUGUAACGGCUAAAGAUGUAGGAAUGAAAGAUGAAGAUAUGGAAGCAAUUUUUUCAAAAACGCGUUUUACAACUUGUAUUUCGCCGCAAUAUGGUGGUAGCGGUAACCCAAGUUUACCAACGGCAAGAGGAGUUGUUCGUGCACUUGAAGCCGCCUUUUCACAUUUAGGUAGAGAAUCGUUAGAAGGUGCCACAAUCGCUGUUCAGCACAUCAUUGCUUGUGACAUAGAUCCGCAAAAGAUUCAAGAUUUAGAAAAAGAAUUUGGCAAAGGAUUUCAAAGUGGCAAAAUUGAAUUCCGAUUAACUAAGCGAAAUGAUAAUUCAAUUUUAUUUGAAGACGUUGAUGCUGUUUCACCAUGUGGAGUUGGCAAUAUACUUACUUCACAAACAAUCCCAAAUAUUAAAUCGAAGAUCGUUUGUGGCGCAGCCAACAAUCAGUUGGGAGAUCCUGCUAAAGAUGAUAAACUUCUUGCCAGGCAAGGGAUCACAUAUAUACCAGAUUUUUUGGCUAAUCGAAUGGGAAUUGUGAAUUGCGCUGACGAGCAAUACGGUUAUGUUGAAGACGAUCCAUUUAUCGAACAACAUUUAGGUGAUUCAUGGGAGAAUUCGAUUUACAAUUGUACAAAAUUAAUUCUCGAAAAAGUCAAGGCAACAAAAAGAACUCCACAAGAAGUAGCAAUAGAGCUAGCAGAAAAAAAAUCUUUUGUUGAACAUCCAAUUAAAGGACAUCGUGGUAUACAAAUUAUUAAAGAUUUGAUAAAAAGUCCAGAAUGGAAAUUUAAUUAA